Molecule: messenger RNA, 735 nt
Organism: Pyrenophora tritici-repentis Pt-1C-BFP
Lineage: Eukaryota; Fungi; Ascomycota; Dothideomycetes; Pleosporales; Pleosporaceae
Source: RefSeq, a predicted model, not a curated record
AUGCCUAUCCGCAACCCCUUCCGACGCACUGGUGGACGUGAGCCAGUUGAGGAGGCUCAGCGGAGCGCACCGGAGAACGGUUUCAAGACCACUGCCGUCUCGGGAACUGCGCCCCUGCAGAUUAAAGACCCUACUGAAUACAAACUGAGUGAGAUCAACGACAGCGGUGUGUACUUGCCGCCGUCCCCACAACAAGAGAAGCCCACGUUUUGGCACUCAAAGUCCAAUGUCUCCACCACAUCCUCCAACCAUCGCAGUCUUCUCGCCGAGAAUGAACCCUUUAGCAUCUCCCGCGAGAGCUUCGACUCAUACAGGAGAUCAUUUGAUAUCUCCGCACGGUCGCCGGUUGUCGACAAUAUCCACGAGACGUACCCCCGUCAAUCGCUCGAUGCGCGCCGCUCCGUAGAUACCAGACGAUCCCUUGACGUGCGCCGCUCCCGCGCCACUCCGCGCUCGUCAAUGCAACAAUCCCGCAGCAGCGAGAGCCACGACCAACUGCCUGAAGAAGGCUUUGAGGAAGUGGGCUUGAACGAUGAGCCCAAACCCCAGCCUAAGAAGCGCAGCAUCUUCUCGCGCUUCGGCGACAACAGCCACGGCAAUGACAAGGCUGAAGAGCGACCCUCAUCGAGCCACCACUUCUCGCUGACAGGUCGCAAGAGAGCCGAGAGCGGGGCAGGAUCUGAGCUGAAGCCCAUGCCCAGACCGGCGUCGGACAUGCCCGUUGAGUCGCGGUGA